This is a messenger RNA of Mastomys coucha (southern multimammate mouse), 1895 nucleotides long. RefSeq names its product SIX homeobox 6 (gene Six6). The record is from RefSeq and is a predicted model, not a curated record. Gene Ontology annotation, molecular function: DNA-binding transcription factor activity, RNA polymerase II-specific; RNA polymerase II cis-regulatory region sequence-specific DNA binding. The coding region runs from base 382 to 1122 and encodes 246 amino acids. Gene Ontology annotation, cellular component: nucleus; transcription regulator complex. Lineage: Eukaryota; Metazoa; Chordata; Mammalia; Rodentia; Muridae. The transcript is spliced from 2 exons. Gene Ontology annotation, biological process: regulation of transcription by RNA polymerase II; eye development.
UCUUGUGUGUUCCAGCCUCUCCUACCUUUUUCUUCCUUCAGGUUCAGUAAAACACUGAGCAGUCUCCCCCACAAACCGCGGGCGCUGUCGAUUCUGGGGAGGUGCUGAAAUGGCUGGGGCGCGCUUGUCGCAGCCUUGAUUGGCAGAGCCGCCUAGUGACUGACAAGGGGUCUCCAUGGCGCCCGCGUCUCCAAUCCGCCCACCCCAGUAGCGACAAGGUCUAGCUGACUGGCGUGUCCUAGCUGAGCAAGCGCAGCCGAACCCAACCCACAGCUCUUCUAGGCGGGAAGGCUCCCCCCCGACUUAGUUACCCCUAGCCGCACCCCACUCGGCCCGCGGGCAUCUGCUGCGUGUCCCGCCCGGGGCGCCCGCGCAGCCUCGAUGUUCCAGCUGCCCAUUUUGAAUUUCAGCCCCCAGCAAGUAGCCGGGGUAUGCGAAACCCUGGAGGAAAGCGGCGAUGUGGAGCGCCUAGGUCGCUUCCUGUGGUCGCUGCCCGUGGCCCCGGCAGCCUGUGAAGCCCUUAACAAGAAUGAGUCGGUGCUGCGAGCGAGAGCCAUCGUGGCCUUCCACGGUGGCAACUACCGCGAGCUCUACCAUAUCCUGGAAAAUCAUAAGUUUACUAAGGAAUCGCACGCCAAGCUGCAGGCACUGUGGCUCGAAGCGCACUACCAGGAGGCAGAGAAGCUGCGUGGACGGCCCUUGGGGCCAGUAGACAAAUACCGGGUAAGGAAGAAGUUCCCGCUGCCGCGGACCAUUUGGGAUGGCGAACAGAAGACUCACUGCUUCAAGGAGCGCACGCGGCACCUGCUUCGAGAGUGGUACCUUCAGGACCCAUAUCCCAACCCCAGCAAAAAGCGAGAGCUCGCCCAGGCAACCGGACUGACCCCCACGCAGGUGGGAAACUGGUUCAAAAACCGCAGACAAAGAGACCGGGCAGCUGCAGCCAAAAACAGACUCCAGCAGCAAGUUCUGUCGCAGGGCCCAGGGCGGGUGCUACGCUCGGAGGGUGAGGGAACUCCUGAGGUGUUGGGCGUCGCCUCCAGUCCGGCUGCCAGUCUGUCUAGCAAGGCGGCCACUUCGGCCAUCUCCAUCACGUCCAGCGACAGCGAGUGCGACAUCUGAGCCGCCCACUCAACACACUUAGAAUCCAGUGUAAAAAUGAGAUAACACAAAAUAAAAAAAUAAAAAAAUAAAAAGAGGACGGGACCAGCAAAUACAGCGCUGGCAGAAGCCCCGUGACCAGGGACCCGCGGGCCUAAAGGCUCUAGUAGCUAGUUUCCAUUGCUCUGGGACAUGCGGUGAGGCCUGACCCAACGCCACUUCUCUUCUCAUUGCUUUACCUGAAGGAUCUGGAUGCAAAGGCUCCUUUGGAACAGAACUGCACGCUGAGCGCCUGCCCUUGAGUCUCCUGUGGGUAUCUCACGUCGAAAGGACGCUGUUAUAUAUAUAUAUGUAUAACUUUUGCUUUGAAGGUUUCUUUUUUAAAAAACAAAACAAAACAUAUAUAUGCUGUUUAUUUACUUAUUUAAAGGACUUCCAUGAUAGGUUUCUCUGUAGCUUGGGGAACUUGCUGUUCUAAAUGAGCAAGCUCACACGUUCUGUGUGAAGAAGCCAAAUAAUAAAACAACUUGGUGGAUAACCUUUCUUAAUUAAGGGAGCUGCUAUCUCAGAUUUUUAAAAUCACUCUUAUUCCCUUUGCGGGGCAUGCAGGAUGGAAUCUUAUUCAAAUAGUCUCUCUGACUUCUCUAUAUCCAUUGAUAUUUCAGUGUAUAUAUUUUAAGCAACCACGGAUAAACUGCUAACCACCCGCCACAUCGGAUUGUAUUAAAAUGUAUGCAUAUGUAUACAUAAACAUAUGCACAUUGCCAUAUUAAACCCAGAAUUUGGAACAUGAA